Exaiptasia diaphana is the source of this 4748-nucleotide messenger RNA. Its product is annotated as kinesin-like protein KIF11-B. Lineage: Eukaryota; Metazoa; Cnidaria; Anthozoa; Actiniaria; Aiptasiidae. Bases 98 to 3343 code for a protein of 1081 amino acids. Gene Ontology annotation, cellular component: nucleus; spindle microtubule. The record is from RefSeq and is a predicted model, not a curated record. The transcript is spliced from 26 exons. Gene Ontology annotation, molecular function: microtubule binding; ATP binding; plus-end-directed microtubule motor activity. Gene Ontology annotation, biological process: microtubule-based movement; mitotic spindle assembly.
GGGUUUUUAUCUCGAAACACUGUGUUUAUACGAAAMGAAAUAAUAAUACUUGAUAGAAAUAGGCUAAAAGAAAAGCRUUUGUAUCAGUUAAUGCAAGAUGGUGAAGAACAAGGCGCCUCAAGAGAAAAAUAUUCAAGUUGCAGUCCGUUGUAGACCGCGAAGUAGCAAGGAGAUCAAAGAUGGCUCUCCGUCCAUUGUGGAAUGCGAUUCCCAUAAGCGAGAAAUCACAAUCAAGCAAGAUAUUGGUAAUAAUGCAAGUACAACCAAGACGUUCACUUUUGAUAAGGUCUUCCCACCUGAUGCUAAACAAUAUGAUGUCUACAAAGCUGUUGUUCAACCCACAUUAGACGAAGUGCUGUUGGGAUACAACUGUACAAUCUUUGCUUAUGGGCAAACUGGCACAGGUAAAACGUUUACUAUGGAAGGAGAAAGAAGUGAGRCGAAUUGUUCUUGGGAGGAAGAUCCCUUGGCUGGUGUGAUACCAAGGGCAUUGCAUCAAUUACUGGACAAACUAAACAGCCAAACUGACUGUGAAUACUCCGUGAGGGUUUCAUUCCUGGAAAUAUAUAAUGAGGAACUGUUUGAUUURUUGAGUCCAAGCUUGGACAACCAGAAACUAAGAAUCUUUGAAGACUCUGCAAGAAAGGGCUCAGUUGUGAUUCAGAACCUAGAAGAGAUGGUUGUACAUGACAAAGAUGAAGUCUAUCAAAUACUAGAAAAAGGAAGAGCUAAACGCCAGACUGCUGCAACAUUAAUGAAUGCACACUCAAGUCGUUCCCAUUCAUUGUUUUCUGUGACUAUUCACAUCAAAGAAAAUUCUGUCCAUGGAGAGGAACUUCUAAAGACAGGAAAACUUAACCUUGUGGAUCUGGCAGGAAGUGAAAACAUUGGAAGGUCUGGAGCUGUUGAUAAAAGAGCCAGAGAGGCAGGAACUAUCAACCAAAGUCUUCUUACUCUAGGGAGAGUCAUUACAUCGCUGGUAGAAAGAGCUCCACAUGUCCCCUAUAGAGAAAGUAAACUAACAAGAUUGCUACAAGACUCUCUUGGAGGACGAACAAAGACCUCCAUCAUUGCAACUAUCUCUCCUGCAGUAUGUAAUGUUGAGGAAACUCUUAGCACCCUUGACUAUGCUCACAGAGCCAAAAACAUCACCAACAGACCUGAAAUCAACCAAAAGCUYACCAAGAGAGCUCUUAUCAAGGAGUACACAGAAGAAAUUGAAAAGCUCAAAAGAGAUCURAAUGCUGCCAGGGAAAAGAAUGGCAUAUUUCUUGCUGAGGAGAAUUAUAAUGCAAUGCAAGCCAAGAUUCAGUCACAAACGUCCCUGAUCACUGAAUAUGAAGCCAAGAUUGAAUCUAUUGAAGCUGAAAUGAAGAAAGUYAGUGAACUCUUUUCUGACACYCAGUGUGAGCUAGAGCAAAGGUGUGAAGAACUWCACAACACAAGACAGAAUCUCCAAACUACCAUGGCAACCCUGCAAACAACAAACACGAAUCUUAAGAAGACAACAGUAGAAAGAGAYGAAAGCAACUUCCUCAUUGAUGUCCAUGCCAAACAGGAAUCCAUCUUACAUGACAAAGCAUCACAAUUACUAAGUGUUGUUAAUGACAGUGUYAGUGAUGUUACUAGCCUUCAUGAUAAAUUACAAAGGAAAACUAGUGUUGAAGACCACAACAAAGCUGUCAAUAAGACUUUUGAAGGCUCCUUUAGUGAAAUGGUUGCYGGUAUGGAGGCAAAUAUUGCAGCUUURCAGAGAAAUUGUUCWGGAUAUUUUGAACAGCUGCCUCAAGACAUAGAUGAUUUCAUUGUGGCAAAGUUCAAACAAUGGAAUGAAGAUWUGGAYAAACACAACGACAAAAUGGUUGARGACAUGCAGACUAACGAAAACAAUCUUGGCGAUUUGAUUCAGGUUCAAAGAGAUAACACAAUGAAAUGGGCUGAAGAACUGGUGUCAAGAAGUCAAAAGAAGAAGGAUGAGAUAUCAGAUACAGUUAGUGUAUUCCAGGAAUCACAUGUAUCACCUCACUUUGAGUGCAUGCAGGAUGCCUAUAAAGGUAGCAUGACAGGGAUGUUAGAGAUGGCGGCUUUUAUGAAAGAAAAGAUGAACCUCUACUAUCAAGAAGUGAGAACCUACAUUGAAGGUCAAAGUGUUUUGCUGGAGAGCUUGUCAAAGAUUGUGAGCAAUCACGGCAUACAACAGAAUCAAACUUUGGAUGAAGUUACAAAAGAUGCUGAUUCAUUCCUGAAAGAAGAGCAAGCUGUGCAAAAGUUGGUAAAAGAAGAUAUCAUGAAACAGAUUUCCUCACACCUUGAUACCAUCUUUGAAGGCCAAACGUCCAGAUUACAAGGUCACGUGAAUAAGGUUAAGUGUCAAAUGAAGGAAGCACAGGACUUUGAAGAAGCAACAAAUAAAGAAUUCCAAAGUCAAUUUGAUGCUCUUCAUAACUGUGCUAGUCAAUUUGUCACAAGAUGUUCAGACCUUGCAACAUCAAAUAUCCAAGAUUUCCAGAGUAAAACUGACCAGGCUACUGAAGAUGUUCAAAACACCAAGAAACAGUGUGAGACUUUUGAAUCAGAAUUGAGAAAUAAUACAAGCAAAGUUCACAAGCUCAACGAGGAAUGGCACAGGAGCCUAAAUGAAUCUUUCCAACUUCACAAAGAAAUGAUCCAAUCUAGCUACACUGAACAACAAGAACUCAUCAAGACUUCAAACGAAAUCCUGACAUCCAACCAAAGUCAAAUGAAAGAAACUCUGCAAGACCAUACGAACGAAUUGCAAGAAACAGUUUCCACUUUAAAGCAAGGAAUAAGGGACCAGUCACGUGACACUAUUGACUGGUCAUGUAAUAUGUCAAGCACAAUUCAUGACUGUAGCCAGCGUGUUAUUCGACAUUUAACCAAUGAUAUCAAAGAAGACCAGCCAACCGGUACCACGCCGCAAAGAAAGACUUACUCUUAUCCUAAUGAUCUCAAGAUGACUUCACCUCAUGAUACACUUAGAGCGAGAUUCCACGAGACGUACGUAMCUCCAAGAACACCAGAACUACCAGUCUUCCAGGCCGAAAGUGUGUCGAGUACAGGAAGCAUUGWUGAUCCCAUCCCAGUGUUUGAUUUAAGUAGAGACACAGUCAGCGAUAGUGGUGAUGUUCAACCCAAUGUCGAUAAUAUUAUUGAAGAUAAAGAAAACUCCGUAUUUGUCGCACCAGAGGCACCAGUGCGACYUAAAUCAAAGAGCACAGACACUYCGCGUGAUAAAGAAAACAGUAAAAUACCUCAACCGUCUAAACUCAGAACACCUAGUGAUCGGGUCAAGGUACCACUUCGUUCCUCCAACACUAAGUGAUGAACUACAACUUAUAUUGAUGAUUUUACCAAAAGAAUUAGACUCGUACCAGUCCUUUCUCUCGCCUUUUGAACGGCGCGCAAAGAAGAGUGUAACGACUGGGUAUGAAUCUGGAAUAAUCCAGUUUCCAAUUCUCCAAUGCUCUGUGUUAGCCUCAUUCGUGCGCAAAAUAUUCCUAAUUGUGAAAAUAAAAGUGUGAGAUUUCAAAUCAAUUCCAUUGUCUUUCUUUUCAAAUUCCAUGCGUUUUCUCGGGCCAUCAAUGAAACAAAAGAAUAUUUUGCGUGGUUUUGAGGCUAACACAGAGCAAACCAGAACUCGAAAUCGGAGUAUUGGAUUCAAGGAGUAACAGACGUUAGUGCGAGUACUAUACCCUAGUAGGCAACUUUUUAUAUUAUUACAAAUUUAGGUUGCGUUGUACUUGCAUAGGCAAUUUCUGAGAUAUCAGUUUACAUUGCAUUCUGGUUUAUAUUCAGUGCAAACAUCUUUGGUUCAUGCUGCCAAAUAUGGCAUUGUUUGUACUGAAGCUAGACUACAAUGCACCAUGAUUUUAUAUUUCAGAAUAGCGAUAUGUGAAUUAUUCUGAUAUCCGCAUGAUAGUUUUCAGAAUGAGGCUCGAUGAGUCGAGUUAAAUACUUUUUAGUUACAGCAGAAAUCGUUGCAUCGCGACCUCUUUGUUUUGAAGUUUGUCUGGAUUUUGUUCUCCCUUUCAAUCUGAGGGGCGGAGCUUUUCGAAAACUCGUUCAAUCAUUGGCUGAUUAGUAUCAAGCUCCKCCCCCRAGUCGCAGAAAAACCURAAUCCCAAGUAUUUUCUUUGAACAUCGAAGUCGCGAUGCAACGGUUUCUGCUGUAAGACAAAAGAAGAUAAUGCAAAAAAGGACAGAAACUUGGAAUAAAUUCGCAUCUCUGUAACUUAUAUUAGCAUUGUCGUCAUUUUCUAUCAUAGAAGUAAGAUUAGGUCAUUUCUAGAUUAAACUCGUGAAAUAAUUAUUUUCUAUUGCAUAGCUUUCUUCAAGUGCCGGUAAUAUCGGCAUGGAUAUUUUAGACUUCAUAGCAAAAUUUUAUUUAUUCCAUAUUGCAUUGCAUUGCAUUUCUUUGGGCAACUUGGGAAGAGAACUUGGGAAGAGGCUAGACUUCCCAGGAGUUUCYGGCGAAGAAGUUCUUUCCACGGUCAGGUUUUUGUCCCUACAUAGGAAACCCAAUGAUUGCCUGUAAUAUUAUAGUGAGUUGUAGAUAUGGAACCUGGUUUUAUGUUAAUCAAAUAGAUCAAACAUGAGGACGAGUGUUUGAUCGGUGUAUCAAGAGAAACUUUCAGGAAGUGAUUUUUCAUUGUAUUAUUCAUGAGCUCGAGAAACAAUUUACAAAGUCUGAGACAUGUUGACAAUUUUAUUAAAAAUAUUAUAAAGUA